This is a messenger RNA of Halichondria panicea, 1262 nucleotides long. Its product is annotated as putative mediator of RNA polymerase II transcription subunit 26. The transcript is spliced from 8 exons. The record is from RefSeq and is a predicted model, not a curated record. The coding region runs from base 138 to 1262 and encodes 374 amino acids. Lineage: Eukaryota; Metazoa; Porifera; Demospongiae; Suberitida; Halichondriidae.
AGGUCACCUUUAGACCAUGUGCUUUAUCCCUUUUUGUAAAAAGCUAGAUUAUUGAGUGUCUUUUUUUUAUCAACACAUUAAUUGGCUAUAGCAAAAGAAAACCAUAACAGAAGAAAGCUGAAGUGUAUACAUAGAAGAUGGCAACAGGAGGUCAGUACAACAUUCAAUUUUCCGAUGAACAACGCUACAAUGGCAGCUACCCAAUAGUCAGGCCUAACUCAAAUGGAAAUCAGUACAGAAACUUUUCAGUGCCAUUAAGCCAAGGUCAGUACAACAACCACCCAUUUCCCGGCAUACAACCAUCAAACUCCAGCGGCCACUACCCAAUAGCAUCAACUAGUCCAAGUGAGAAUAAGCCAGUGUAUGAAAACUAUUCAGUACCCCUAGGCCAAGGGCAACAGGUUCCAAACCAAACUACACGAGGUCAAUGGACAAACGAAGGACUACCCAGCCAGGGUAUUCCUGGGACCGAGCCUUUUCUUGUGCAAGACAAUUAUUUGAAGAACAACCAUACAGGAGAGCAUAGCAUGCACAGUGAAGAAUUCCGACUAGAUUCAAACGAACCUGAGGGAAUCGACCAUAAACAACAGCUAAAACCAGGAGACUACGAAGAAAGAGAGGGCCAAACUGACCUGGCUGCUCCACAACAUGAUCAACGGUCAAAAAUUUUUUCCAAAGUGUUGGCUACAAUUGUGGAGCCCAGAGAGAUGAUAAUUAAACACAGAAGUUACCACAAUGAAAUCAGUGGGGAAGAGGCAGAAAAAAGGCUCAGGGUUUUCAGCAAUCACCACUACCUUACUCGCUACAGUGAAAAUAAGAAGUGUUACAUACUUUCUGUGUGCGCCAGUGAUGAAGACUUACAAUUUGAAAAGACAAAGCAUUUUCAACUGAAACUUUCUGAUCAGGGAAUCAAAAUUCAAGAAAAGAAACGAUUUGCAGACUUAGAAGAAAUGCUUAACUAUUACGAAACCAACAGGCUCGACACAGCCUUCCCAAGAAUUGGAGUUUGUCUCACUGAGGAUGACUAUCGAGCAAGAGUAAAAAAGAUACGUGAGCAGCAAGCACAACAAGAACGAGAACAAGAACAACGACAAGAACAAGCACAGCUGCAGCAAAAAGAACAAGGACAGGUGAAGCUACAGCAACAACAAACACAAAUAAUGCAACAGCAGAUGCAACUACUACAAACACUACAACAACAAGUGAAUGCUAAUCCAGCACCACAAGUACAGCCUAAACGCAGAAAAUGCACAAUAUUAUAG